Molecule: messenger RNA, 4507 nt
Organism: Diorhabda carinulata
Lineage: Eukaryota; Metazoa; Arthropoda; Insecta; Coleoptera; Chrysomelidae
Exons: 3
Coding region: 468-2123 (551 amino acids)
Source: RefSeq, a predicted model, not a curated record
GCGAGAUUGAACAUUUUAUAAUUAUUACAAUCGGGCUCAGAGUUAGUAGGCCGUGGAGCGUAGAGCAUUAGACGUAGGUCUACCUCAUUGCGCUUGGUGAUUACGUCGAUCCACCUGUUGAUAGUAGUUGGCUGUGGCUGCGACCGGCCGGCUGUUGUGUACGAAGAUUUUUUUUAAGCGUAUUAUGUGUAUACUUUGUCAAGUGCCGUGAAACUUGUUUUAACGCGCUUUCGAAUAUCAAAAUUUGGAUUAUAUCCCGAUCGUUUGCGAUUCUUGCAAAGCUCCGACUAUUUACCUGAAUUUCGACAACGUCUUGUAGUAAACCCGUAGAAAUACGGCAACAAACGAUCAGAAUGUAAUUAUUACGUAACGAACGAAACACCUGUCGUGAAAAUUGUUGUACUGUGACUCAAAGUUUAAAAAUAGUUUCAAGUUUCAAGUUGACGUGCUAGGAAGUAUUAUACGCCAUGUUGAUGCAAAACGAUUUCAGUCUAGCUCUUCAACAGAGCAAGAUUUAUUUGGCCCAACGGGAAGUCAAAGAAAACUCAACAAUCGGACAGGAUACGGUUGACUGCGCCAUUUUACCUCCGAAAUCUUCGGCCGAUAUGAAAAAAGUACCGUCUAUAGAAACUUUGAAUAGCGAAAUGCCGAGAAAGGAAUUACAAAAAGAUAGGGGGAAAAAGGCAUUGAAAUGUCUGUUGAAUAAAUUGAGAUUAAAAAAAUACGGAAGUGCUACAAUUUCCAAACCGGAUCCAGUUUAUAGAGUAGCGUAUUUAGGAAAUGUCGUCACUGGAUGGGCCAAAGGGGAAGGAUGUUUCGAGAAACCGUUAACGACCUUAUGGAGAAACUACACCCAAUCCUCCCGACCGGAUGUGCGCAUGAACUUGACAGUCAGUGGCGGUGGUUUGAAAGCAACAACAAAAGAUCACGGUCUCACCGAGUAUUGGGCUAAUCGAUUGACAGCUUGUGGAGCCCCGGUACAAUUUCCUCGAUUGUUCUGUUGGGUAUAUCGACACGAAGGUAAACGAUUACGACACGAACUAAGAUGCCACGCAGUACUGUGCUCUUCUUCGGCUGUAGCGAAGCAAAUAGAAGAAGAACUAAAAGAAUCUCUAGCCCUAGCACUCCUAGAAUUCAAACGAGAAAAACUUUGCAGGCAAAAUGCGAGAUUGUCUCUAGUCAAUUCCGUAUAUGAAAAUCCCACUAUACCAAGAAGAAAAAUUUUACUUAGUACGGGUUCCCAUAACUAUAGACCUCCGUUAGAACGAUCUAAGUCAGCUCCAAAACUCAUGAGCAUAGAAGAAAUCAUUGAAGAAGAAGAAGACGAUAACGUCUUCGAUAAUUCCAAAGAAAGCGUAAAAGUUAAAAAACUACUUAAUCAUUGCAAUAGUACCAACAGCCUUUUAGAUAGAAGAAAAUGGUAUUUUAUAAAUAAGAUUCGAAACAAUAAUAAUAUAGUACCUGCAAGAGAAACUACCUGUGAUGAAUCUUUGAAAGAAGAAAAAACGGAAGAAUCGGAACCCCUAAUGCUGGACGAUAAGAGUGACAUUAUUUUAAAAGAACUGGUAGAAAGUAGUUUUAAAAAUGAUCUUUUAGAAUCGUGCGAAAAAGCUUGGUACAACGCCCUAAGCCAAAAACCAGAUCUAAUACCUAUAGAAAGUGACGAAGGUUCCUUAUCCAGUGGUUGUGAAUCAGCUAGCACAGCCAUGUCCGAAACAGACCAUCCUGUAUUUCCGACAAUAACCGAAUUAGCAGUUUUGCAAGAAGAAGAACAAGAAUACGAGAAGAAGACUGAACUAGACUUUAAAGUUGGCGGCACUGUUUUAUCCAGGGUACGAAGCUUCGAAAAAUUAUCAAAUCCGGAUCUACUGAAAUACUGUGGUGUGAAUAAUAAAAAACAAUUCAUGGAUCAAGAAGAAGUGUCUCUGGUACCCGUAGGAGAGACUCAUGCGGAUUUUAGUUCGUUAAAGGUUUUUAAAAGAAGGACUCUCUCCGAUCCUAAUUAUAGGCGAUUGAGCGAAGGAAAUGCUUCAGACGACGAAAUCGGUAGUGCUUGCAGUGACGAAAGUGGCUAUGAAGAGGAAGACGCCAUCAGCUCAAUAGGAAAUAUAGUUUUAGUAUGAGAUUAUGCUGUGAUUAUAGGUUUUAACUUCACUUUGUCGACGGUAUUUAAUUUUGGUUGUUUUUAAAUAGUUACCUGUAGGAAUAUUUUCUUAUUCUGGUUUAAUUAUAAUACAUACCUCUUUAUAUUUUGUUCGAUAACAAUCGAUUAUUUUUAUACAUUUUGCAGGUUUUAUUUGUUGGACUUGGUCUUCUCUACAGUUUUAUAUCCCAACAUUCCCACAUGUGUCUUUAAUUAUAUUUUAAUUCUAAAAUCAUUUUUUUUUCAUUUGCUAUUAAAAAACUAAGCUUUGGGAGAAGUUAAUAGCAAAGUUAUUCACAUACAUUUCCUCUUCACACAAGAAACUAUAUUAAAACUUAGUUAUUAACCAAUUGUAACUUUUUAAGAUCAUAGAAGCUCUAGAGAAAAUUUUGAUUACUUUGUCAAGACUCAAACUUACAUUGCCGUCAUUGUAUUGAAUAUUCUACUGUAUUACUAGUAUACUGUUAAAAAUUGGAUUCUCCAGGUUUAAUUUGUUUAAAAAAAGCAUUUUCAAGAUUACCUUGAUUAAAGGUUGGCUUUUGUAAGUUCAGUUUGAUGAAAAAGUGAUUUUUUGAGAUAUAUUUUGUAAAAUAUUGACUAUUUAAGUUUUAAUUCAUGAAAAACUGUCUUUUCUAGCUCCAACUUUUGGAAAGUUGGCUUUUCUAGCUUCCAUUUGAUCAAAAAUUGGCAUUUUCCAACAUUGAUUUUAACAAAAAUUUAUUUGUACCAAAAAUUGGCUUGUCUACGGUUAAUGUAACUAAAUUAUUAUUCCUAUGUUAAAUAUAUUAAUAUAUUUGAUAUUUCUAGUUUAAUUGGGUCAAAAAUUGGCUUUUUUAACAUUGAUUUUAACAAAAAUUUGCUUAUUUAACUUUAAUUUGGUGCAAUCCUUCUCAUUCUUAAUUUAUUUGUACCAAAAAUUGGCUUGUCUACGGUUAAUGUAACUAAAUUAUUAUUCCUAUGUUAAAUAUAUUAAUAUAUUUGAUAUUUCUAGUUUAAUUGGGUCAAAAAUUGGCUUUUUUAACAUUGAUUUUAACAAAAAUUUGCUUAUUUAACUUUAAUUUGGUGCAAUCCUUCUCAUUCUUAAUUUAUUUGUACCAAAAAUUGGCUUGUCUACGGUUAAUGUAACUAAAUUAUCAUUCCUAUGUUAAAUAUAUUAAUAUAUUUGAUAUUUCUAGUUUAAUUGGGUCAAAAAUUGGCUUUUUUAACAUUGAUUUUAACAAAAAUUUGCUUAUUUAACUUUAAUUUGGUGCAAUCCUUCUCAUUCUUAAUUUAUUUGUACCAAAAAUUGGCUUGUCUACGGUUAAUGUAACUAAAUUAUUAUUCCUAUGUUAAAUAUAUUAAUAUAUUUGAUAUUUCUAGUUUAAUUGGGUCAAAAAUUGGCUUUUUUAACAUUGAUUUUAACAAAAAUUUGCUUAUUUAACUUUAAUUUGGUGCAAUCCUUCUCAUUCUUAAUUUAUUUGUACCAAAAAUUGGCUUGUCUACGGUUAAUGUAACUAAAUUAUCAUUCCUAUGUUAAAUCUAUUAAUAUAUUUGAUAUUUCUAGUUUAAUUGGGUCAAAAAUUGGCUUUUAUAACUUCCAUUUGAUCAAAAAUUGGCAUUUUCUAACUUUGAUUUUAACAAAAAUUUGCUCAUUUAAGUUUAAUUUGAUCCAAACCUUUUCAUUCUUAAUUUAUUUGUAUAAAAAAUUGGCUUGUCUACGGUUAAUGUAACUAAAUUAUCAUUCCUAUGUUAAAUCUAUUAAUAUAUUUGGUAUUUCUAGUUUAAUUUGAUCAAAAAUUGGCUAUUCUAACUUUUAUAUGAUCAAGCAUCGUUAUUAUUGAAUUUUUUACGAAAAAAUUCGCUUUCAAAGUUUAAUUUGUUAGAAAAAAUUGAUCAAAAUCGGCUUUUCUAAAUUCAAUUAUAACAAAAAAAUAUUUUUUCAAGAUAUAUUUUGUCAAAUAUCAAUUUUUCUAAAUUAAUUUUUUCAAAAAUUGGGAUUUCUUCCUUGGUUCAUUAGGAAGUUUACUUUUAUCAAACAUUGGCCAUUUUAACUUUAAUUUGGGCAAAAAUUAGCUUAUUUAAGCUCAAUUUGGUUAAAAAUUGUUAGUAUUGAAUUAUUUUAAUGAGAAAUUUAUAUUUGUAUGUGUAGUUUAACAAUAAUUGGCUUCUCUAUGUUUAAUUUCUCUUUUUUUAGAUUCUUUUAUUCAAAUGCUGGUUUAUCUCAAUGUAAUUUAUCAAAAACCGUCUUUCAAGUUAAUUUUGGUCAUAAAUUGACUUUUCUAAGUACUUUUUGGUGGAAACUUGACUUUUUUGUGUUAAAUCUGUUCUGCAUUUCUAGUUUAAUUUCAUCAAAAUUGCCUUCUCUAAAUUUAAUUAUGUCAAAAA